UAGAGCCGAUAUCCAGCACAUCCUAAAAAGGAAACAAAAACAAAAUCCAAAGAAUGCCUUCAAAUCCAAUCUCAUUUUUUAAGCUACUUAGAUUUUACUGUUUGUGACCUCAAAUUUUGUCUCAUCACCUACCAUUGAUAAGAUUACUAUAACACCCACCAUUUCAUCUUUCUCUCUUUUCUUUCUCCCACACAAGAUAUAAUCUCACUACUAACAUACAUACUGAAUUUCUGACUUUGCUAUUGAUUUCCAUGUUCCUGUUCUUUCCACCUAAUAAACCCAUCUUUUUCCAACCAUUUUUGGAAUACUAGGGUUUCUAUUUCGGGAAUUUUUGCCCAACAAUUGUGGUGGGAGAAAGCUCCAUUUAAGCUUAGAUUUAAAAUUUCUACAUUUUUCUGUGGAACCAAAAAAGGAAACCGAAUAAUUUGAUCUUUUAAUACUUUGUAACACCAGGAUUCUUCUGAAAGAUUACUCCUUUUCUAUCUUAUUUUUGGGGUGAAUAGUGUACUGUUGAUCCUUAGAUGGUAGCCCAUUUCAUGGGCUGUGCAUAAGUUCUUAUUGAAGAUCAAAUUUCGACUGGAUUUUGGUGUGAUUCAUUGGUUAUUGGGAUCUUAACUUUACUUCAGUAUUUAUAGGCACUGGUUUCUGGAAAAUGGGUGAUCUUAAAGGUGAAUUAUCCAAGGAAGCUAUAAUUGGCUUAAAUGUUUGGGAACUAAUUGCUAUUUUUGUUGGGCUGUUCCUUAUUAUUAUUAUAGCCAUUGUACCUCUAUGCCUUAUGGUGUGUAAAAAAGCUAGGAGAGCUAAAGGCAACAUACCCGUUAGUCAAAUCCCCUCGGUUUCAAAAGAAAUAAAAGAAAUUCGAUUAGAGCAUAUAUCCGCAAAUGCAUAUGUUCCUGGUGAAGGGAAAUAUGUGACACUCAAGGACAAAUUUAGUGACAGGGAUUCUGAUAAAGUGGUUGUCCACGGAGACUCGGGGAAAAUGAGAAAUGGCGAUGCUAGUAGCCAGUCGGGUUCAUUUCAUCAUUUGGAUGGGGGUGGUUCCGUAUCAGGAGAUGAUGUGGGUUCUGGGACAUAUGCUAUGUAUAAACCAUCUUCCUCUCAUCCAAUAACUGCUCCAUCCCCACUAAGUGGUCUGCCUGAAUUUUCACAUUUGGGUUGGGGUCACUGGUUUACGUUAAGGGAUCUUGAAGUUGCGACGAAUAGAUUUUCAAAGGAGAAUGUCAUUGGCGAAGGUGGAUACGGUAUAGUAUACAAAGGAAGUUUACUCAAUGGUACCCCAGUUGCUAUAAAGAGGAUUCUUAAUAACCUAGGCCAAGCUGAAAAGGAAUUUAGAGUGGAAGUGGAAGCCAUUGGCCAUGUCCGUCAUAAAAAUUUGGUCAGACUUUUGGGUUAUUGUGUAGAGGGAACUCACAGGAUGUUAGUUUAUGAGUAUGUCAAUAAUGGGAACUUAGAGCAGUGGCUUCAUGGUGCCAUGCGUCAACAUGGACAUCUUACUUGGGAGGCCCGGAUGAAAGUAUUGCUGGGGACAGCAAAGGCUCUUGCUUAUUUGCAUGAGGCGAUUGAGCCGAAGGUUGUACACCGAGAUAUUAAGUCUAGCAAUAUUUUAAUUGAUGAAGAUUUCAACUCGAAGGUCUCUGAUUUUGGCCUUGCUAAACUUCUUGGUGCUGGGAAAAGUCAUGUGACGACCCGAGUUAUGGGAACUUUUGGAUAUGUGGCUCCUGAGUAUGCUAAUACCGGCCUUUUAAAUGAGAAGAGUGACGUCUAUAGUUUUGGGGUCUUGCUCUUAGAAACAAUUACUGGAAGAGAUCCUGUGGACUACGGCCGUCCACAACAGGAGGUAAAUUUGGUUGAUUGGCUUAAAAUGAUGGUGGGAAAUCGGCGGUCGGAGGAAGUUGUGGACCCUAAUAUUGAAGCAAAGCCAUCAACGAGGGCUUUAAAACGUUCUCUUUUAACUGCACUGAGGUGUGUCGAUCCAGACUCUGAAAAGAGACCCAAGAUGGGCCAGGUUGUUCGAAUGCUUGAAUCAGAAGAGUAUCCCAUACCUAGAGAGAAAAAUAUCGCGGUUGCGGAUGCGGAAACGGUCACGGUGUUGCGGAAAACGGCUAUAACGGAGAAAUGACGCGAAUCGCGGCCGAGGUGGUGUGAUUUUUGGAAAAAAAAUAAAAUCACAUAAGGGGUUUUGAACUUAUAAUUGCAUUUUUGUUGAACUACUAUUGUUAUGCAAUAAUAUGCAACUAGUUGUUAUAAUUGCAAUAUUUGAUUCUUUUAGUGUAUAAUUAAUUAGCUUAUUAGUUAUUAGUUAAUUAUUUUGUUUAUCAACUAAAAUUAUGAGUACCUAUAAAUUAAGUAAUCGUAAUAAUUAAAGGUAAAUUAACGGGCGUUACACGUUAUAUAACGGUCAACGCGGCGUUUUAACCGUGAAAUUUUCUGAACCGUUAUAUAACGGGAUUUAACGUUGAGGCAAGUUUGAAACAGGUUAUAUAACGGGCAUUAUGCAAUGUAAUAGGGGAGUUUUUAUUCCAUGGUUCCACUACAAGGCGGUUUAAAAAGGGCAAGGAUGGCUUUUGGUUGGACACGGAAUCACAGUUUUCUGGAUUCCUAAGAUACCCAUUAAUGGUUGAGCAUUUGAGAGGCGGAAUUUACCUAGGGCGGGAGGGGACGUGACCCUCUGGAAUUUUACCUAGGGCUAGAAGGGGUGUCAUCCUCACGAACAUUUUUCCAAAAUCAUAAUUUUAGAGCUUUUAAAAUCAUAUAGUGAUGGUUGGUUAAGUGGUAAAGUUGGUAUUUUUUAACUAAAACAAAUUAGGAGUUGAUUUCUUUACCCCCCAAAUUUAGGUCCAAACUUUACCCCUCUCAAAUUUUGACUCAAGGUUUGCCAUUGGGGCCAUUUAUUCCAGUCAAGAUAUACUGUUGAUUGUUAUGUGGUUUUUGUGAGAAAGGCUCGAGUGUUUUAGUUUUAUUCACCUUGAAUGUAAUUUUCAGUUCAGUUGCUGGGUAAAGUUGAGCUCUAUUCAAGGCUGAUAGUUUUUGUUUAGUUGAGUUUGGGGACGUUAAGUUUCAACUAUUUGAGGCUUGUUACUCAAAAAGUAAUACACGGAAAAGUUUGGGUAAGUUUUUUUCUGUUCAAAGAUUGUAAGUUUACAUAAUUAUAAAGCUAAUAAUUGUUGUGGACAACUAAUACAUAUAGUUCAGGAUGUAGUCGUAAAGAAUUGCGUGUACUUUAGCAUAACAUUAUAGAAAGAUUCCCCAUUACUUUCAGAUGUAGUAUUAUGAUGAUGUUCUUGAUUCUAUUGCUGAUCAUCG
Molecule: messenger RNA, 3303 nt
Organism: Amaranthus tricolor (Joseph's coat)
Lineage: Eukaryota; Viridiplantae; Streptophyta; Magnoliopsida; Caryophyllales; Amaranthaceae
Product: probable receptor-like protein kinase At5g18500
Exons: 8
Coding region: 653-2119 (488 amino acids)
Biological process (GO): protein phosphorylation
Molecular function (GO): ATP binding; protein kinase activity
Source: RefSeq, a predicted model, not a curated record